This is a messenger RNA of Oxyura jamaicensis (ruddy duck), 2854 nucleotides long. RefSeq names its product protein phosphatase 2 regulatory subunit Bdelta (gene PPP2R2D). The coding region runs from base 125 to 991 and encodes 288 amino acids. The record is from RefSeq and is a predicted model, not a curated record. Lineage: Eukaryota; Metazoa; Chordata; Aves; Anseriformes; Anatidae. The transcript is spliced from 6 exons. Gene Ontology annotation, biological process: peptidyl-serine dephosphorylation. Gene Ontology annotation, cellular component: cytosol; protein phosphatase type 2A complex. Gene Ontology annotation, molecular function: protein phosphatase regulator activity; protein binding.
CUCUCUCCCCCCGCAGGGGUGGCAGGCGGCGGCGGCGGUAACGGUAACGACUUCCAGUGGUGCUUCUCCCAGGUGAAGGGGGCCAUCGACGAGGACGUGGCGGAAGGUGCCAAUAUUGAAACCCAUGGACCUAAUGGUAGAAGCAAGUCCCAGAAGGAUAUUUGCAAAUGCACAUACUUAUCACAUAAACUCUAUUUCAGUAAAUAGCGAUCAUGAAACAUACCUUUCUGCAGAUGACCUAAGAAUUAACCUAUGGCAUUUAGAAAUCACAGAUAGAAGUUUUAAUAUUGUAGAUAUUAAGCCUGCGAACAUGGAGGAGCUGACAGAAGUGAUCACCGCUGCAGAGUUCCACCCCCAUCACUGUAACGUGUUUGUCUACAGUAGUAGCAAAGGAACUAUUCGACUCUGUGACAUGCGUUCUUCAGCCCUCUGUGACAGGCAUUCAAAAUUUUUUGAAGAGCCUGAAGAUCCUAGCAGCAGAUCAUUUUUUUCAGAAAUAAUCUCAUCGAUAUCUGAUGUAAAAUUCAGUCACAGUGGUCGAUACAUGAUGACAAGAGACUACCUUUCUGUUAAAGUCUGGGAUCUCAAUAUGGAAAACAGGCCUGUAGAGACAUAUCAAGUUCAUGAAUAUCUUCGAAGCAAGCUUUGUUCCCUGUAUGAAAAUGACUGCAUUUUUGACAAAUUUGAAUGCUGCUGGAACGGUUCUGAUAGUGCUAUCAUGACUGGAUCUUACAACAACUUCUUUAGAAUGUUUGACCGAAACACACGGCGGGAUAUCACUCUAGAAGCAUCCAGGGAAAGUAGCAAACCUCGUGCCAUCUUGAAACCGCGUAAAGUGUGUACAGGUGGUAAAAGAAAGAAAGAUGAAAUAAGUGUUGACAGUCUGGACUUCAACAAGAAGAUUCUUCAUACAGCAUGGCAUCCCAUGGAGAACAUCAUUGCUGUAGCUGCCACCAAUAAUUUGUAUAUAUUCCAGGACAAAAUUAACUAAAGAUGACUUACUUGAGGACAGAGUUGUCUUCUUGCAUAGUUAAGCUCAGUUGUUAUCUGUAAAAGAGAAGGCCUUGUUGUCCUACCAGUGAAGAACAUUGAUGCACUUACUUCCCUUUAGAUAAAGGAGAGAAUCUGGCCUGUGUUUUGAGUUCAUGGUGUAGUUCUGCCUUCAGUGGGGGUAUGGAGUGUCAGUUGCAAUUUUCUGAGAAAAACCCUCUAGAAGCAGAAUUGAUGGACAGUGCUCAAUCAGGCCAAUACUCAAAAAAAAUGUAUUUAUUUAAGUCUGAGCCUUCCUUCCAGUUUAUAGACCAAAAAUUUAACACCCAAGAAGAAAAAUUGUCAUAAAAAUGUAAUUUCUAUCUCUUGCGCUCUUUCUCUGCUGUAAUAUUUGGGCCUUUCAAAACAUAUAUUGUGCUUAAUGCCUGUAAACAUUCCUCCUCUGGCCUGUAUCUAGGCUUAGGUGUUUUUACCUUUGAGCACUUAGGUAGGUCUUGAGUUGGGUUCAUAGACAGGUUUCCAUGAAUAUUUACUCACCAACUGUAUCUAUAACCACACCUUCUGGUGUAAACCACUUAAUAAAAUAACAAGCUAUAAAAAGUGUUUUUAAAUCUGAUGGUAUGUAUUCAGUUUUUUUAUUUUUUUAUUGCAUGUACUGGGAUUGUGCAAAAUAACCCUAACGGGCAGAUUUGACAGUGUUUGUCCCAAACUAUUAAAUUUUGGAAGACUAGUACAAACUUUUUUGUGUAGUAAUUCAAAUUCUAAAUUUAGAGUUUCCAUGAAAAUGUCAUUUAGUUUUAAGUUGCACAAUUUUUUUCUUGUAAGAUGCCAUUUGUAUACCAAGUAGGAGAAUGAAAAGGUUGGUAUAAAGAUGUCCACAGCCUUAACAGAAAGUGACCACCUUGCACAGAAGGGAAAACAAAAUGUGUAACAGAUGUUCUUCUUUGGAGAUAAAAUAAAUAAAGUUUAUCUGAUGCCUCUCAACUGUAGGUAGAGACAUACCUUAUGUGCAUUAUGUUUUUUUAACCUUUUUAGUACUUGUCAUGAAGAUAACACUUUAUUUUAAAUAUUUGGCAUAAUGUAUUGUAUUUCACAUUGCUGUUCAAGCAAAAAGGUAUCUUGAUUAUGCCAAGCAGCAACACAGCUUCAUGCUUUUUACACAUUCUGACUUUAACACCAAGAUGUCAGAAAACACUGAGGCUACAAGCUGGCGUUAACUGCAUUUGUUAUAACCCUGUUCUUGCUUUUUUUUUUUUUUUUUUUUUAAGCCUUAGGUACUUCUUUUUUUCCAAAGGGGCCUAAAAUGCAUCAACCUUCUCUUCACCCUAGGCUAGCAUGAAUGAGAAAUUGUUCCUGAAGCUAUUGCAGCACAUUUUAGUACCAUCAGGUAGCUAAACAUUGCACUCUGUAAAAUGUGCCUGCUAAUUAGAAAUUCUUUGAAAAAUAGAUCCCUCGAACUUCUGAAAGGAGGUACAGAAGUGUGGUUUACACUCCGUUUUUAUUAAAAUGAAGGUGUAUUAUGAUUACUGAAUCAGAACUGCAUAUGCAACAGUAAAAUGUCUCUGUUCUUACCCUCUCAAUUAAUGUCCAUAGAGUGCCACUCUUGUUCACAGUAAGCUAGUAAGUACAACUAACUCUGAGGUUCUACAAAUAAAGGUUAAAUUAAAACAAACAACAAACCCUUAUACUGUAUAUUGGUUGUGACACUACUUGCAAAUCUUGAAAUGUGGAACUUCUGGGUCAUUAAAGUGUUAGAUUUGACCUCGUUCCUAGAAUGCAUAAUAGAGCUAAUACAAUGGGAUUGUACAUACUUGUUCAAUUAUUUUGACCAAAAAGUUUAAUAAAUUUUAAAUGUUUACCUGGA